AUGGCAACAUAUAAACCAUACUCUCGUAUCAACGCCUUCUUCCCUCCUGCCCCAACAUAUACAGACUCCAAUCUCCCUUCCCUCCAAGGAAAAGUUCACAUCGUCACCGGCGCCGCUUCAGGAGUUGGAUAUGAAGUCGCGAAAUUCAUCUACCUAGCAGGUGGAACCGUUUACGUCGCAGCCAGAUCAACAGCAAGAUGUGAGGGAGCUAUCGAGAAGAUAAAAGCAGAGACUGCAUCAGAAAAAGGAAAGGGGAAGUUGGACAGCUUGGUGGUAGAUUUGAGUGAUUUGAGGACGAUCAAGGGUGGCGUGGAGAGUUUCUUGAAGAAGGAACAGAGGCUAGAUGUAUUGAUUCAUAAUGCUGGGAUAAUGAGUCCGCCGGCUGGAAGUAAGGACAAGUUGGGCCAUGAUCUCGAAUUCGGGACAAAUGUUCUAGGACCAUAUCUCAUGACUCUUCUCCUUGAACCAAUUCUCAUCAAAACAGCCACUCUUCCCGAUACGCCAAAGCUCAGCGUGAGGUUGGUGUGGGUGGUUUCUCUGGUGCAGGGAUGGGCUCCAGUAGAGGCUAUGCGAUACGAGAAAGAUGGUACACCUGUGGUUUUGAAAGGGACCAUGGAAAAUUACAUGCAGAGUAAGGUUGGUGAUGUUUGGCUUGCUACCGAUGUCGCCAAUCGUCUGGGAAAGCAUGGAGUUAUGAGUGUCAGCCUGCAUCCUGGUGUAGUGAGAACAGAGUUGCAAAGACAUUGGCCACUUCCAGUUCGGAUGUUGAUAGGUGCGAUAAUGAAGCCUUGCGUAUAUGCUGCAUAUUCCGAACUGUAUGCUGCCUUCUCCUCGGAUGUGAAGCCUGAACAGAAUGGUGGGCAUCUCAUGGCAUGGGGUCGAAAAGCAGAUAUGCCUCCUUAUAUCUCUGCGGGAUUCAAGAGCAAAUCCGAGGGAGGAACGGGAGGAGUUCAGAAAUUCUUCGAAUACUGCAACCGGGAGAUCAAAGACUACCUUUGA
Mollisia scopiformis is the source of this 999-nucleotide messenger RNA. Its product is annotated as putative short-chain dehydrogenase. The record is from RefSeq and is a predicted model, not a curated record. Lineage: Eukaryota; Fungi; Ascomycota; Leotiomycetes; Helotiales; Mollisiaceae. The coding region runs from base 1 to 999 and encodes 332 amino acids. The transcript has 4 exons.